This is a messenger RNA of Truncatella angustata, 1465 nucleotides long. Its product is annotated as short-chain dehydrogenase. Bases 426 to 1400 code for a protein of 324 amino acids. NCBI's taxonomy places the organism in Eukaryota, Fungi, Ascomycota, Sordariomycetes, Amphisphaeriales, Sporocadaceae. The transcript has a single exon. The record is from RefSeq and is a predicted model, not a curated record.
AUUGGGCCAAUCACGAGAUAACUUGUCAUGUUGUACACGGCAUACGAGAGACGGUCAGGCUUAGAUGAAGCAAAAGUGCUGCCCUGCAUUUGAUUAAAAAUCACGGACUUAAUUCCUCCAAGUCAUAUGUUUCUGAAAUUUUGGGUUAGGAAGUACUCACUAAAGAGAGAUCUGGACACAGUCUCUACUCUCUUGCAAUGGACUUAAUGAUUGCUCUGCUUAAAACCGACAUCAUUCUACGUAUUGCGGUGAGAGGGAGACAGACACGCAAGUUAUCGAACACUAUUUAAGUCGUGAUGAUUCUCAGAUGAGAGGUCUUCUCAGAAACUCAUCAGUUAAUAACUAUCCUCACGACGCUCAUAUUCGACAUAUCAAGUCACGCAUUCACCAUCAGAUAUAAAGUCACGCAUUCAUCAUCAGACAUCAUGCCUACAUUCAACAUCAAGACCACCAGCGAGGAGGUCGUUGCGGCUUUCGGAGACCAUGUCAAAGGCAAGACCUUCGUUCUGACAGGUGCCGCCUACGGAUCUCUAGGAGGACACGCAGCUGUGUCUCUAGCCCUUCGAGAGCCUGCUCACAUCAUCAUUGCCUCGAGGACCGAGGAAAAGGUCGCGCCGGUGCUAUCGGAAAUCCAAAUUAUUGACAGCUCCAUCAAGACGACCUUUGUUCAUCUCGACCUAACCGACCGCGACUCCGUACGGCAAGCCGCUGAGAAGAUCCGUGCCGUCGCGCCCAAGAUUGAUGUGCUCAUCAACAACGCCGGUAUUAUGGCGAUUCAAGAGUACAAGACUGACAAGCAUGGCGUUGAGAUCCAGUUGUCGGCUAACUACCUUGGCCAUUUCCUUUUGACAAACCUACUCCUACCGAACAUCCUGGCUGCCGGGCACAACUCUAGGAUUACCAACGUCACCAGCGUGGGAUACAGGUCCAGCGAGUUUAGAUUCGACGACUGGAAUUUCUCUGACGGAAAAACAUAUGACCCAUGGACAGCUUACGGACAAGCAAAGACCGCCGAGAUCCUUUUCGCAUGGGCGCUGGCAAAGCGCCUUAAGGACCGUGGUGUCACAGCAACGGCCUUGCACCCAGGGAUGAUCGCGGGGACAGGGCUUGGCGAUCACCUCGACGCGAGUACAGCCUUCAAUGACAUCGGAACUAUUGUGAAGAGGAACACUGGUCGCGAUUGGGACUGGGCGGACCCCGAAGCGCUACGGAGGACAUUGACUCAAGGUUCGGCCACAACACUUGUCGCGGUGCUUGAUCCUGAGGUUCCGGCAAGGUCACCAGCAUACUUGACUAAUGGCGCUAUCGGAAAGGCAUGGGACUUUGCUACUGAUUAUGAGAAGGCUGACAAGUUGUGGACGUUGAGUGAAGACAUUUUAGGGCAAAAGUUCCAAUAUUGAUUUAUUCGGUAACAUGGAAUCGAGAGUCGUAUUGGUAUCUCCGGGCAGAUGACAUAAUUUUGGAG